AUGAAGGGCACCAAUGGUGAUGUGACAGAGGCAGUUCAGGAUGCGUCGCAAUAUCGGCUAAAAAGCCGCAGGUCCUUCCAUGGAGUAGGCAUAGACCGGGAGACAGUCUCGAAAGAGGCUUUCCACGAGCAAGAUAAGGAUGAGUGCUUUGCCGACCUGCAAGACGAAGUUUCUGAACAGAAUUUGCGCCAUGUGUGGAGCAGCCUGAGUGGCCUUUGGCUCGCGCACAGCAGUUUCCCAGCAGCCAGCGAGGAGCCAUUUCAUGUUCGCGAGGUGGCACUGCUGCCCAGGUCGAAAGAGUCGGGCGAGAGCGUGCUGGCCCGGCACAAGAUCGCGGUGCGGUGUUGCAAGGGCUGCAAGUAUCCGGAUGAUCGUGCCCCAGGUCAGGACAACUUCAGCUGCGCCAGAUUGCCCGGAGGUUUUCGCUUGCAUUGCGUGGCCGAUGGCCAUGGCGAAGAGGGGAAUUGGGUAUCCGAGCGAGUCGUCCGGGCGUUGCCAUACUUCCUAAGUUCACGUGACUGUCGGAAGAUGCUCCGCGACGGUGCGGUGGAGACAGCCUUCACGUCGGCCUUUGAAAGGCUUCAAGAAGAUAUUGUCUCCGCAUCGCGUGAUGCAGGAGUAAACGUUCAGUUGUCGGGGACCACUGUUGCAUGCAUCCUGCGGCAAAUUCACAGUCCCGUCGUCUGGGUGGCAUCCACAGGCGAUUCUCGAGUUAUCCACGUUUGCCGUGAUGGCAGCGUCUCGUUCUCGACGGAAGACCACAAGCCUUGCAAUCCUAGUGAACGUCAACGCGUUAUCAUGAGCGGCUGUGAAAUCACCACGAGCGAUGCUGCCAACGGAGAAGUUCUUGAAAAGAUCUGCCUGCUUGGUCAGCGUGGCAAGCUCCCGGAGCUUGGUUUCACACGCUCCAUCGGCGACCUGAUGUACAAGAAGUACGGGGUCACCGCCAGGCCUGAAGUCUACAAGCUGGAACAGGAGCUGGGUGAUGGCUCUGGUCAUUUUCUUCUGGGCAGCGAUGGGAUUUGGGAGUUCUUGAGCAAUGAGGAUGUGGCCGAAAUCGUUCACCGUAACCUCCAAGCAGGUGUAGAAAAGGAUGCCAUUGUGGAGGAGCUUGUGAAGGUGGCAGAAGGCAAGUGGAAGGAGCAUGAGUUUGACUAUUGCGAUGACAUAACCUUGAUCAUGGUGCCGACGCGGCAAGUGACGGCAGCCCCUCCUGCUCCUGAUGACAGUUGCUUCGGAGGUGUCCUCUAUGCUUCGGAGGAAUGCUUGGCGCGCGUAGAUAGACUCUGUGCGAUUCAAUAG
Molecule: messenger RNA, 1302 nt
Organism: Symbiodinium sp. CCMP2456
Lineage: Eukaryota; Dinophyceae; Suessiales; Symbiodiniaceae
Source: the annotation of a GenBank genome assembly